Hemiscyllium ocellatum (epaulette shark) is the source of this 8081-nucleotide messenger RNA. RefSeq names its product discoidin domain-containing receptor 2-like. The record is from RefSeq and is a predicted model, not a curated record. Gene Ontology annotation, molecular function: ATP binding; collagen binding; protein tyrosine kinase collagen receptor activity. Bases 687 to 3521 code for a protein of 944 amino acids. Gene Ontology annotation, biological process: multicellular organism development; cell surface receptor protein tyrosine kinase signaling pathway; protein phosphorylation. NCBI's taxonomy places the organism in Eukaryota, Metazoa, Chordata, Chondrichthyes, Orectolobiformes, Hemiscylliidae. The transcript is spliced from 20 exons. Gene Ontology annotation, cellular component: membrane; signaling receptor complex.
AAGGACAAAUAUAAAAAGCAGUAAACGCCAGCACUGAGUUGCUGCCCAGCACCUGAGUAUCGAUAUAAUCGUGUUGUUUUGCUUGUCCACUCAGUUGAUACCCAACACCAGCCAGCACACAGACAAAAGUGGGGAAAUAUGCAUGGCACCGAGGAAUACAGAGACGUGUGAAUUAACUGUGCCUGCCUUCUCUCUCUCUCUCUCUCUCUCUCUCUCUCUUCCUGGAAACCUAUGCAAUCUACCCCCCCUUUCUCUUUGUGAACUGGAAUCCUCCUCUCUGCUUCCCCCAAGCAUUUGAUGAACUCGCCCUGAAAGCGAAGGACCGUGUUUGAGCUGUCUCUCCCGGACAUCUAGGGAGAUGGGCAGAAGGUUGGCGGUCGCUGAGAGUUAGGAUCGUCGCGAUUUCGUUUGAAGACAACAACAAAAAAACGAAAUUAAAGGAGAGAAAGGAAGAGGCUGUGGAAAGGACGAGCCAAUCUGUCCAGCCCCUGUGUUGUGUGUGUGCGCAGGUGUGAGACACUGUGAAAGACACAAGGUGGACAAAUCUUUAACAAGGCCACUUUAAUCACAAGAGAUCAGAAUUAAUCAUUCGUAUGUACAAGUCUGUACAUUGACCAUCCAAUGGUAUUUUGAAAUGAGGAGCUCAUAACGAACGGCAGUCCGGUCCCCGUCCGCACCGCCUCGGAAUGAUGCGGCCCGCGUUGCUAUUGGUCCUCCUGUCGCUGGGGGCGGCCGUCAGCCUAUCGGGAGCGCAGGUCAAUCUGGAGCGCUGUCGGUUUGCACUGGGCAUGCAGGACUCCGUUAUCCAGGACGAGGACAUUGUCGCCUCCAGCAGGUGGUCUGACUCAACAGCAGCAAAGCAUGGGAGGUUGGGCACAGACCAUGGCGACGGAGCUUGGUGUCCCAUCAAGCCCGUUCACCUCGAGAGCACCGAGUUCCUGCAGAUCGAUCUCCGCAAGCUCUACUUCAUCACCCUGGUGGGCACCCAGGGGCGCCACUCCAAUGGGCACGGCAACGAGUACGCCCGGCUCUACGGACUGCAGUACAGCCGCGACGGGAAACUAUGGAGGACCUGGAAGGAUCGGAAGGGAAAUGAGGUGAUCAAUGGGAAUAGAAACCCGUACGACAUCGUGCUGAAGGACCUGGGGCCCCCAAUCAUCGCCCGCUUUGUGCGGUUCUACCCCAGGGCGAACCGGCUGAUGAACGUGUGCAUGAGGGUGGAGCUGUACGGAUGUCCUUGGUUGGAUGGUCUGACGUCGUACCGGAUUCCCAUGGGCCAGACGAUGAACGUUUCGGGCAUCCCAUUGGUGAACCUCAACGACUCCACCUACGACGGGUACCAGAUCGGGAGCGUCCACUACGGGGGCCUGGGCCAGCUGACGGACGGAGUCCUGGGCAUGGACGACUUCACCAGGAGCCACGAGCUGCGGGUCUGGCCUGGCUACGACUAUGUGGGCUGGCACAACACAACCAUGAGCAACGGGUUCGUGGAGAUUGAUUUCCAGUUUGAGCAUGUCCUCACUUUCAAAUCCAUGAAGGUCCACUGCAACAACAUGUUCUCCAGGCAGGUGAAGAUUUUUAAAUCCGUCGAUUGUUUCUUCAAAAGCGACGCCGCCGUUUCCUGGGAGCCCACGCCAGUCAGCACCGCCAUGGUCCUGGACAAUAAAAACCCCAGCGCCCGCUACGUGACAGUGCCACUUGGCCACCACCCUGCCCAGUUCAUUCGCUGCCACUUCUACUUUGCCGACUCGUGGAUGAUGUUCAGCGAGAUUACCUUCCAGACAGGGGUCGACCACACCACGCCUGGCAUUCCGGGCCUACAUCCGCGAGGCCCCGCUCCGCGCCAGAGAGAAACGCUCGUCCCUCCCCUGGAGGCAUCAACCGGCGAUUACGACCUUGCAGGAGGCAUCACGGCAACCGUCAGUAACCUAGAUCUCGAGUCGUCCGUCUACCUGUCCCCGAAUGCUGGGCGGCCCGUGCCCAAGGCUGACAGCAGCAACACGGCCAUCUUGAUCGGCUGCCUAGUGGCCAUCAUCCUCCUCCUGCUCAUUGUCAUCUUCAUCAUCCUCUGGAGGCAGUACUGGAAGAAGAUUCUUGGCAAGGCGCAGCGGAGGAUCCUCGAGGAUGACCUGACCGUCCGGCUCUCGGUGCCCGGUGACACCGUGGUCAUCAACAACACGCAGCAACCCGGCCCCUCACCAGGGGGCACCCCCUCCAACCUGUACGAGCGCAUCGGCUCCAGCGACCCAGAGUACCAGGAACCCAACCGGCUGCAGAUGAAGCUCCCUGAGCUGCCGCAAGGCACCGACAACUCCGCUCUCCUGUUAAGCAACCCAGCCUAUCACCUUUUGCUCUCUGCAAACCGUCACCUGAUUGGAGGCCCUGGCUGCACUUUGGACCAGGUCAAGCCAAUCAACACUGACGCCUGCAGCGGGGAGUACGCAGAGCCCGACCUCAGCAAGGUGGCCUUCCAGGCGGGAUUCCCGAACAGCGUUCCGCACUACGCCGAGGCUGACAUCAUCAACCUGCAGGGAGUCACGGGGAAUAACACCUACGCUGUGCCCGCCGUCACCAUCGACGCUCUGGCUGGGAAGGAUAUCGCUGUCGGCGAGUUUCCACGGCAACGGCUCGUGUUCCGAGAGAAGCUGGGGGAGGGCCAGUUUGGGGAGGUUCACCUGUGUGAAGUGGACAGCCCUCAGGAUUUGGAGUGCCUGGGUUUCCCCCUCAGCAUCCACAAAGGGCGCCCCCUCAUGGUAGCGGUGAAAAUGCUGCGCUCGGACGCUACAAAGAAUGCCAGGAACGACUUCCUCAAGGAAGUGAAGAUCAUGUCGCGGCUAAAGGAUCCCAACAUUAUCCGGCUGUUGGGUGUGUGCGUGCGCGAUGAUCCGCUCUGCAUGAUCACGGAGUACAUGGAGAAUGGAGACCUCAAUCAGUUCCUGGCCAACCACCAGCUGGCGGAAAAGACCUCGAGUUCGAGCGACGUUCCCACCAUCAGUUACCCCAGUCUGGUGCACCUGGCCAGUCAGAUCGCCUCAGGAAUGAAGUUCUUAGCCUCCAUGAACUUUGUGCACCGUGACCUGGCCACCCGCAACUGCCUGGUCGGCGAGAGCUGCACCAUCAAGAUCGCCGACUUCGGCAUGAGCCGCAACUUGUACGCCGGGGAUUACUACAGGAUCCAGGGCCGCGCGGUGCUCCCCAUCCGCUGGAUGGCCUGGGAGAGCAUCCUGCUGGGAAAGUUCACCACUGGCAGCGACGUCUGGGCCUUCGGAGUCACCUUGUGGGAGAUCCUGAUGCUGUGCAAGGAGCAGCCUUACUACCACCUCACCGACGAGCUGGUCAUCGAGAACGCCGGCGAGUUCUUCCGGGAGCAAGGCAAACAGGUGUAUCUCCCUCGGCCGCCGGUCUGCCCACAAGCGCUGUACCGGCUCAUGGUGCAGUGCUGGUGCCGGGACUCGAAGAACCGGCCCACCUUUCAGCAGAUCCACCGGUUCCUCACGGACAACGGCGCAAACGUGGCCUGAGGGCGCAGGGGUGGGGUAGGGGUGGAAGAGGGCACGGUCCCCAUCCGCCUGGGAUCCACCAAGCACUCCCUUCCCCUUCCCCUUCCCCUUCCCCUGCUACUCGGCUGGACUGGACCCAUUGAAACCUCUCUCUCUCUCUCUCUCUCCUCUGGGGAAGGGGAAAAAGCAACGAGAGAAGCAAUUGCCAGCUGGUUCUUGGAAAAACACUGGAUCUUGAAUCUUUGAAGAAUGGGCGAGGUGAUCGCAGAGCAUCCCUGUGUGUGUGUGUCUCUCUCUCCUCGCAACCGAUAACAGGUUUCAUCUCAACCUCACAGUGAAGCCCCUCAAUGGGACAUUACUAUACCCAUCAUCUCAGCCCUCUGUCUCUCUCUCUCUCUCUCUCUCUCGUCUCAUAAGCACCGUGACACAGAAUUUGUUAAAUCUCUGGACUACUGAAAGAAGGGCUUAUGCCCGAAACGUCGAUUCUCCUGCCCCUGGGACGCUGCCUGGCCGGCUGUGUUUUUUCCAGCACCACACUCUUCAACUCUGGUCUCCAGCAUCUGCAGUCCUCACUUUCUCCCGCCAGAGGACUGUUGCCUGCAUGUAUCUGCAUUUCUGUGUGGGCAGAUCAGGGUGGGGGUAGAUCAGUCCAUCGGUAUGCAGACUCGAUGAGUGGGGCAAUGAAGAGUGUGUGUCAGAAUGAGAGAGAGAAAGAGAGACAGAACAUUUCAUUCACGACAGUCGCAAUUGGAUUGUAGUUGCAACUCCUUUGAGGAUUACCUGCGUUGUGAGCCCACUUUAACUAGACAUGUAACUACUGAAGUGAGUUUUAUUUCCCCCUUCCCCAUCCCCUAUUGAUGAUGGAAUUCCUGGAGCCUGGAUUUUUGACCUAGCGUUGGACUACUGUAAACUGACUUGGCCGGUGCCUCGUUCAAGGUCAAGGGGCCGUUGAAACAAUUGGGGCGAUUCUUUAAUCAGUUGAUUGUCCAAUCGUCGCAUCGGUGGAGGGACUCACUGAUAGCACUUGGAGGCAUUUGAAGCAAGGUGGGGCGAAAUGUCUGCCAUCAGUCUUCCAUCAACGUGCCGCCACUGAUUUUGGUGAUUUAUCUUCUCGGCUGUUACUCGACGAUUGCUUCGGGGCGUGGGAGGCGGAAGGUGUGAAAUCAGACAAAAUGCCAACCCCCCACUGCCCCCUCCCGCCAGCCCCCAAAUAGCCAGCAGACUGCAACAGCGAAGAGCUGGUUACACCCUGGUUCAUCGAUGCAAGGUUAGCUUUUAACGGGAGGAGCCCUAACCACUUCGUUCAGACGUACCAAACUACUGAGAAGGCUGCCCCCCCUGCGUUGAAAACGGACGACGAGGUGUACAGUAACUACUGAACGAACAUCUGACUACUGCAUGAGGAGGACAGCCAGCAGACUUUCAGAAGAGUGAAUUGUCUGUAGUAUUGUCUCCGCUCCUCUGUCUAGAUGUACGCUUCCCUGUGCCAACACCCCCACCUCCAUCCUGGGCCUUAGCUAGAACUGGAAAACUCAACGGGCAGCCCUGAAAUGAGUCAGAAACACUGGACACCCUCAGUUGGUUUCAUGGGCGAUUUCUUACUGCACAGGGGAUUUAAUCAGGAAUUACGGGGUAGUGGGAUUCGUGAAUCCAGGGGGUCGGCUGCCAAGCUGCUACCCUAACCCGUUCGCCUCUGCCCUCCCCUGAUUCAUGGGGUUCCGACUCAGUGUCCCGGGUUAAGAUUUCCAUUGAGCGAGAAGGUUUCCAGAGGUGGGCGUGCAGUUGGGCUCGUCCAUCGCUGCUCACGCGCACCUUUUGGGCUUCAUAGGCCGCUCCGUUCGGUCAGUCCACCCCAUCCACUUCUCACCAGCCUCCGUCGCUGCGUACCCUUCCAUUUCCUUCCCCCCUUAUUCCCAUCAGUUAUAACCUGUGGGCUGUGAACACACCCUGUUGAGGUGGAUCAGAAAAUCCCUACACUGUAGAAACAGGCCCAAAAUGUCCACGCCGACCCACCCAGACCCAUUCCCCCUACCCUAUUCCUCUACGUUUACCCCUGACUAACGCCCCUAACCCGCACAUCCCUGAACACUAGCGGGCAAUUUAGCACGGCCAAUUCACCCUAACCUGGACAUCUUUGUCAGUGUGAAAGGAAAUCCACGCAGACACAGGGAGGAUGUGCAAACUCCACCCAGACAGUCACCCGAGGCUGGAAUCGAACCUGGUGCUGUGAGGAAGCGGUGCUAACCACUGAGCCACCCACAUGUCUUAACUUCCACUCCCUACAUUUUCGAUGUGCUCAUUUAUUUCAGCGUGACUACCAUCUUAUUCCUGAGGUCAACAGAAUACCUGUCGAAUUAUAUGAGCAGGAGUAUUGGUUUAUACCUGUAUUAGUUUGAAUGAGAUGCCGCCCAGUUAUAGGGUCAGAAAGCUAUACAGCACGGCAGCAGACCCUUCGGCCCAACUCGUCCAUGCCGACCAGGUAUCCUAAAUUCACCCAGUCCCAUUUGCCCAUGUCCUUCUAAACCCUCCUUGUUCUAUUUUUUUUUUGUCCCAAGCAACGAUGUUGUUCCCAGUGAAGGGUUGCUGACUGGAAUUGACACCAGCCAUAAGGUGCACCACGCAGAAAUCCGUUCACCGCCUCCAGUGUCCUGCAGGAUAACGUGAGGCCAAGAGCAGAGGUUGAGGACGCGGUUACACCGUGGUUCCAAGUCACUCAGGAGGCCGGUUUAAUUACACAGCGACGAGUCCUCAGUGGCCAGUUUGUGAAAUUUGAGUGCGGUUCACGAAAUAAAUUCAAACUGAAACGCUGGCAUCCGUUAAUGGUGACGACUAAACUCCCCGAUCGUCACAAAGUCGCAAUUAAAACCGAAAACAGAAUCUCAGCAGGCCAUGGCAGCAUCCGUGGAGGCACAGAAACAGUUGAUGUUUGAAGUCCAGGCUAUUUCUUCAGGGUCACUAGACUCAGAGACGUGAACUCUGUUUUUCUCUCUCUCCACAAAUCCUGCCAGACCUGCUGAGUUUCUCCAGCACUUUUAUUUUUGUCUUUAUUUUCCGUUCUUCCGGCGCUAGCAGUGUUUUCCUUUUGUAAAUCUACACCUUGAGAGAAAGGGAAUCUGCCGCACUUACCCCAAUCUAGCCUCCACAUGACCCCAGACCCGCCAUGAUGCGGUUGGCUUUUUUAGCUCUGAGCUGUCACCAACGUCUCAAAAAAAGGGCAGUACACCGUCAGCAACGUCCACGUCCCUCGGAUGAACGGGUUACAAAAGAGAAAGAGGCCGUUCGUCCCAUUUAAGACUAACCUCACUGCCAUAACUACCUGCCAAAAAUGUCAUGUGUCUUCCUUUUUCCUCCUGGCUACCUAUUAGUGUGGAAUGGCCGUGUCGCUGUGUGGGGUCAAAAGGUGAGCUGCCCAGAUAGAAGUAUAGGACAGGAACUGGCCCUUUGGUCUGCUGUGUUGUGCCGAACUUGACGCCAAAUUGAACUAAUCCCUUCAGCCUGCCCUUAGUCCAUGUCCCUAUCUUCCUUGCAUAUUCCUGUGCUUAUCUUAUCUAAACGUCCCUAUUUGUACCUGCUUAUAAAGUUAUUUAUGAACGUUUCCCUAUUCCUCGGCUCCCAGUUCAGAUUCUGCUUCACAAGCACGGCCUUUUAACUUCAGGUAUCUGACCCGGGAGCCAUGAAAAGCCUCGUGGGAAAUAGAUGGAAUCAGGUUAAUCAGAGCCCCAUCCCACCCCAAGGUCAACAAACUAGAGCUUUUUAGACCGGGAACUGUGGGCGGGUUAAGGUGUGGUUUAUUUCAGGGCGUUUGGAAUGUUUCCAGCACGGAGUCAGAGAGCCUUUGCGCUCUGGAGUGGCUCUUGGACGAGGGAGACGCAAUCUCACAGCUAGUACCUCAGGAAAAAAGGGCGGCGUUUGAGUCCCUUUUCAUGAGACAAAUGGAGCCCAGGAAAGUAGAGGAAGUCAAGGCGGGCAUCGGUCAUGAGUGGGGUUGGGAGGGGGUGGUAAAGGAGGAUGCUGAAUGGCCUCUUCAAGUUCCCAUAUUCCCCUAUUCUACAGGUGGGAACUGCAAAGGACUGGUUGGGAGACACUUUAUCUUGCCCAGAUUGCUGCAGCCUGUGCAUACCAAUGCCCUCUCCACCUUCCUCGUGUAAAUGCGGUGCUUUAGACCUUUCCCCUGCUUGCAAUAACACUUAGCGUUUUCUAAAGUUUGGGACCCCCAGUCCGUCUCUUGGGUUUCUGCCAAGAACUGGGCCAUCUGUGAACCCAACUACUGAUUAAGUUAAACAUUAGGCAUCUGAGCUGGAAGCUAGGAACAUGGUUGAAGUGUUCUUAAAUCAUGUAAAGAGUAGCUGGUAAUCCAGAUGUUAAAAAUUAUUGACGGUGAGUAAAUAUUUGUGUAGCGUGUGGGUGUUUUAACAAAUGUUGGUUAUUGUGAGAUAGAGAAUUCUUCUCUAAUCCUUUGGUCUUACGCUGGAGUCAAACUGUACUGGAUUAUUGUUGAGGUUGUGUACAUAUUUUACAAAGAGAUUUUUAAGGUAAUAUAUAUGAAAUCACUUUGGAGCUUCUCUGUAGAUCCUAUUCAUG